AUGGUGGACCACAGGGGCCGGCCAGUGAUCCAGCCGCCGCCGCCGCCCCCGCCGCCGCCCCCGCCCGCGGCAGGCCUGCCGUCGAUCUGUCCCGUGGUCGGCUGCGGACGCUCCAUCCCAAACAGGAAGCGGUACAGCGAGCACAUGGCCUGGCACCGCGGCGAGACGGUCUGCAGUCUGUGCGGCCGGCGCUUCUCCUCCAAAUCCAACCUGCGCAUCCACCAGAGCACCCUGCACGGCCUCCACAGCGCGACCGAUUUCGCUGCCAUGAAGCGGGCUGUGGUCGCACGUUCGCAAACCGUCAGCGACUCGGCGAACAUCUGUCCUGGCACCGCGGCGAAACGACCUGUUUCGUCUGCGAGAGAAACCAUGCGUCUGUGUCCGAUAGCCGGCUGUGGCCGCGUCUUCCGGAACCGACAGCGGCGCAACGAGCACCUCUCCUGGCACCGCGGCGAGACCGUCUGCCAGAUCUGCAACAGAUACUUCUCGACCCGCUCCACUUUGCGCACGCACUUGCACAGCGUGCACAACGUGCCUCGCGGGGCUCUGGCCGCGAGUCUGACUCGGCUGCUGUCGGGCGGCUCGGCCGGCCGGCCGGAAGCUCCGUUCGCCUGUCGGCUCUGUGACAAGGUGUUCCGCGACGCGUCCAACCUGUCCCACCACACGGCCGUGCACCGCGGAGAGACCACAUGUCGACGGUGCUUCGCCGUGCUCGCCACCAAACGCAACCUGCGGGCUCACCUGGCCAACUGUCUGGGGCCCAAUCUGACGCCGCGCAGGAACUCAGCGAGGGCAGCCGAGGUCAGGGGCUCGGCGCCGGCGCCGCACGGACCGCGACCGCUCAGCUCCGAGCGCAGGGCGCACUGGGAGGGUCCGUCCGGAGCGGCGCAGGGGGCGCCACCGGCGGGGGAAACCGAGCCGACCCUCUGGUUCCAGUAG
This is a messenger RNA of Amphibalanus amphitrite, 939 nucleotides long. RefSeq names its product zinc finger protein 320-like. The record is from RefSeq and is a predicted model, not a curated record. Gene Ontology annotation, cellular component: chromosome. Gene Ontology annotation, biological process: regulation of transcription by RNA polymerase II. Gene Ontology annotation, molecular function: chromatin insulator sequence binding. Lineage: Eukaryota; Metazoa; Arthropoda; Thecostraca; Balanomorpha; Balanidae. The transcript is spliced from 5 exons. Bases 1 to 939 code for a protein of 312 amino acids.